Zalophus californianus (California sea lion) is the source of this 1411-nucleotide messenger RNA. It is a transcript of the gene GAPDHS, whose product is annotated as glyceraldehyde-3-phosphate dehydrogenase, spermatogenic. Bases 89 to 1294 code for a protein of 401 amino acids. Gene Ontology annotation, biological process: glucose metabolic process. The transcript is spliced from 11 exons. Gene Ontology annotation, molecular function: oxidoreductase activity, acting on the aldehyde or oxo group of donors, NAD or NADP as acceptor; NADP binding; NAD binding. Lineage: Eukaryota; Metazoa; Chordata; Mammalia; Carnivora; Otariidae. The record is from RefSeq and is a predicted model, not a curated record.
GAGAAGCUCCGGCCCCACUAGCCCGAGCGCCCCGCGCCUCAGUACAUCGCGGCGGUCCCCGGGCGGCUAGGCCAUGAGACCUUAGGCCAUGUCGAAACGCGACAUCGUCCUCACCAAUGUCACGGUUGUCCAGCUGCUGCGACAGCCGUGCCCGGUGACCAGAGGACCACCCCCACCAGAGCCCAAGGUUGAGACAGAGCAGGAGCCCCAGCCUGAGCCAGAGCCCAAACCUGAGCCAGUCAAGGAGGAAUCCCCACUUCCUCAACCUACGAAGCCUUCUGUGGUUCAGAAGCUGACAGUGGGCAUCAAUGGAUUUGGACGCAUCGGUCGCCUGGUGCUCCGCGCCUGCAUGGAGAAGGGUGUUAAGGUGGUGGCAGUGAACGACCCAUUCAUCGACCCGGAAUAUAUGGUGUACAUGUUUAAAUAUGACUCCACCCAUGGCCGGUACAAGGGGAGUGUGGAGUACAGGAACGGAAAACUGGUGGUGGACAACCAGGAGAUCAGCGUCUUCCAGUGCAAGCAGCCCCGAGAUGUUCCCUGGAAGUCUGUCGGGAACCCCUUUGUGGUUGAGUCCACUGGCGUGUACCUGUCCUUACAGGAGGCUUCAGACCACAUCGAGGCAGGUGCCACGCGUGUGGUUAUCUCUGCACCCUCACCCGAUGCGCCCAUAUUUGUCAUGGGAGUAAACGAGAAGAACUAUAAUCCGGGCUCCAUGAAAGUUGUCAGCAAUGCCUCCUGCACCACCAACUGCCUGGCUCCCCUUGCCAAGGUCGUCCAUGAGCAAUUUGGGAUCGUGGAAGGGCUGAUGACCACAGUUCAUUCCUACACUGCCACCCAGAAGACAGUGGACGGGCCAUCGAAGAAGGCCUGGCGAGACGGGCGGGGUGCCCACCAGAACAUCAUCCCAGCCUCCACCGGGGCUGCCAAGGCCGUUGGCAAAGUCAUUCCAGACCUCAAAGGGAAGCUGACAGGAAUGGCAUUCCGGGUGCCAACCCCAGACGUAUCUGUUGUGGACCUGACCUGCCGCCUGGCCCAGCCUACCUCGUACGAGGCCAUCAAAGACGCCAUAAAAGCAGCAGCCCAAGGGCCCAUGGCUGGCAUCCUCGCCUACACCGAGGAUGAGGUCGUCUCCACUGACUUUGUGGGCGAUACCCACUCGUCCAUCUUCGAUGCUAAAGCCGGCAUCGCGCUCAACGACAACUUCGUGAAGCUCAUUUCCUGGUACGACAACGAAUACGGCUACAGUCACCGAGUGGUGGACCUCCUCCGCUACAUGUUCAGCCGCCACAAGUGAAGCAGGAUGGCCCCUCCUCCGCUCCCCCGGGCGGGAACCCGUAUCUCCCGUGCCCGCUGUCGCCUCCCCCGGGGAAGGAGGGUGCCCCGCUGUGAAAUAAAAAACGCAGAAAGCUCA